Messenger RNA from Armigeres subalbatus, 1171 nucleotides. RefSeq names its product sn-1-specific diacylglycerol lipase ABHD11-like. The transcript has 4 exons. Gene Ontology annotation, molecular function: carboxylic ester hydrolase activity. NCBI's taxonomy places the organism in Eukaryota, Metazoa, Arthropoda, Insecta, Diptera, Culicidae. The coding region runs from base 88 to 1020 and encodes 310 amino acids. Gene Ontology annotation, cellular component: mitochondrion. The record is from RefSeq and is a predicted model, not a curated record.
CAAACGUUAUGUAAAUGUUUUAUUUUGAUCAUUUCUUCCAGUGCAGAUACUUUGAGUAGAUUAAAAACUCACCUAAAAUUAUUUAAAAUGAAUCGAAAAUUGCUGAAAAAUGCUAGCUUGUGCAAUAUACUAGUUAAAAAUCAAUUAUCUACAUCCAGUCAGCUAGGAAGUGUAAACCCCGUAGACCUAUCCUAUAAUGUGUACGAGAACAAUCCGAGUGAUGAACUGACUCCACCAGUACUAAUCCUACAUGGUCUGUUUGGAUCAAAACUCAAUUGGAACAGCUUAUCAAAGGCUUUCCACCAGAAAACUAAACCCACGCGAAAGAUCUAUUCAAUUGAUGCCCGGAAUCACGGAGAAAGCCCCCAUUCAAAGGUCCAUUCCUACGAGCACAUGGUAGCUGAUUUGGUAGCGCUAUAUAAGAAGCUCAACAUUGGCAAGGCUUCCGUAAUCGGACACAGCAUGGGCGGGCGUGCCAUGAUGCUGCUAGCUCUGCAAUACCCCCAUCUCGUAGAUCGUGCCGUCAUUGUCGAUAUCUCACCUGCCCCGGGCAUUGGAACGAACAAGACCAACAUCCCGCUGUUCCUGCAGUCGAUGAAGUUGAUCCAAGUUUCGUCGGAUCACACGAUUCACCAGGCGAGAAAAAUCGCCGACGAACAAUUGUCGCGGAUUAUUGACGAAAAGCCGUUGCGUGAUUUCCUCAUUACCAAUCUGGUAAAAUCACCGGAUGAUGGUUCCUUCCGGUGGAGAAUCAACCUGGACGCAUUAGAGCGGAACUUUAUCUCCGGUGUGGCCAGGUUUCCCGAUGUAGGGAAGAUACGCUUUGAGGGACCGACGUUGUUCAUUGCUGGGGAAAAAUCGGAUUACAUACAGCAGAAAGAUAUUCCUGUGAUCAAACAACUUUUUCCCAAUUCGGAAAUAAGAUUUGUUGAAGGAGCUGGGCACUGGGUGCAUAGUGAGAAAUCAGCGGAAUUCGCCAAACUGGUUUUGGAUUUUCUGAACGAUAUCAAUUCGCAUUAGGAAUAUGAAUACGCUGAAUAGCUAAACAUUUGAUACAGGGUGUCCAUACCAAAUCUCAAUCGUUAGAUUUUCUUAUGUUAGGAUAUGCUUGUCGUUAAUAAUCAAUAUUUUAAAACCUAAUAAAUUUUGUUUCUAUUUGUAUUGCCCUUAG